UUUCCGUGUUUCGUCUGCUUUAGCAAUCUAAAAAACCGGCAAAGACUUUAUUCUAUCAUCGAUAGCCGUGAGGUUGGUUAGGUUCUAGCGGGCGCAGACGCUGUUUCUAGACUUUAUUUCCUAUACGAAUUCGGGGAAGUGAUACCACUUGUUAUUCGAAGUAUUGAGUCAGCAAAAAUGCCGCAAAUCCAGAAGCCCGCUCCACAAUUCAAAGGCCAAGCCGUUAUUAACGGACAAUUCAAGGAGAUUAGCCUUUCGGACUACAAGGGAAAGUAUGUGGUGUUGUUCUUCUACCCUCUAGACUUUACAUUUGUUUGCCCAACUGAAAUCAUAGCAUUCUCUGAACGGGCCCAGGAAUUCCGUAAGAUCAACUGUGAGGUCAUUGCAUGCUCCACAGACAGCCACUUCACACAUCUGGCAUGGAUCAAUACCCCGCGCAAACAGGGCGGAUUAGGCAAACUAGACGUCCCAUUGCUUGCCGACAAAUCCAUGUCGAUCUCUCGCAAUUACGGCGUUUUGGAUGAGGAUAGUGGCGUACCUUUCCGUGGCCUGUUCAUCAUUGACAACACACCAGAACAGAAACUGCGCCAGAUCACUGUUAACGACUUGCCUGUUGGUCGUAGCGUCGAUGAAACUCUACGUUUAGUCCAAGCAUUCCAGUUCACCGACGAACACGGUGAAGUAUGUCCGGCAAAUUGGAAACCCGGCGAUAAGACCAUGGUCGCGGAUACCAACAAGUCUAAGGAGUACUUCAGUGCCGUUAAUUAAGAGGAAAAAAAAAAACGGAAACAGGGAGUCUGUGUAUGACGCUAAGCGUUACAUGGAACAGAGAUUUGUGUUUUUUAUGAUUUAAUUUCGAAGUAACAAGAAUAUGCAAAUAUCCUAGAAGUUUUCAGAACAUGUAUUCAUGGUAUUAUUUCAUAGAUGCUACUAAUGUUUAUAAUUGAUUUAUUUAUUCUCAAAGAUGUAAAGUAGUUGAAACUUGGCAUGACUUGGCCAUGACUUUAUGGCGAGGAAUUGCCGUUUAAACAGUUCUUACCUUGUUCCUUCGAUUUUUUUUUAGUAUUACCUGAACAACUCUAAUUAUAUCGAGCUGAAUAGAAUUCAAGAAUGUCGAAAUAUUUGUAAAUUGAUGGAAAUAAAUGAAAGUGUACUGCUUUAAAA
This is a messenger RNA of Hermetia illucens (black soldier fly), 1164 nucleotides long. RefSeq names its product peroxiredoxin 1. Gene Ontology annotation, molecular function: thioredoxin peroxidase activity. The record is from RefSeq and is a predicted model, not a curated record. Bases 178 to 768 code for a protein of 196 amino acids. Lineage: Eukaryota; Metazoa; Arthropoda; Insecta; Diptera; Stratiomyidae. Gene Ontology annotation, cellular component: cytosol. Gene Ontology annotation, biological process: removal of superoxide radicals; response to oxidative stress; hydrogen peroxide catabolic process. The transcript is spliced from 3 exons.